GCCCAUUUGCGGAUCACGGGGUUCGAUUUCGCCAUCUGUGCCCGCUUCUCCUCGGGCUGGUCUUGGACGGAGGCAUGGCUUCGGGACUGGCGGGCCCUUUCCCCAGCAGCCAAGAAGAGAGCGGGACUCUGCUUCAAUCGGGCAGGGAAGCCCUGGGCUAUUUCCGAGAUCAACCUCAGCGCUCAGGAGGCCUUUCGCGAGAUGUUGCAGGAGCCGGCGGAUAUGACCACAUAUAGCUGGCGCCGACUGCUCCCUACCGUGGGCCAGCUUCUUCGCCUUUCUCCGCAAGAGCAGCUGGCUUUGGGGGAUUGGGCCAGCAGCAAUCCGGAAGGUAACCAGAUGCUGUUCCCCGCGGACCUUGCGGUGGCCCGAGCCGAGGACUCCUGGCAAACCGGAGGCAACCCAUGUCGCAUCGUGGGGAUUUCCUGGGCCUCGCGCACGACAUGUCCCGUGCUCUCUCUGACGGUGUGGUGCACUUUUGGCCGCGCGAUAGGUCAAGCCGCCAAGCUCUACGGCAUCCUGAACUUCUUCGAGCAGGGGGUGUAUGGCAAAGUCGGGGCAGGGAGCCUCUGGGCCAUUAAAGAGCGACAGUACGAGGCGACCACGCAGCUUACGCCCGACAUCCGGGACAACUUCAGGUACAUUCGCGCCAUCGUUCGAGCUAGGCCCCAAAGGCAGCUACCGGUGGUACCGCUGCCAUGCGAUCGUUUUGUGUGUGCUUCGGACGCAGCCGAGGAGCCGGACACCGGAGGUACCG
Messenger RNA from Symbiodinium necroappetens, 757 nucleotides. NCBI's taxonomy places the organism in Eukaryota, Dinophyceae, Suessiales, Symbiodiniaceae. The record is from the annotation of a GenBank genome assembly.